Molecule: messenger RNA, 1470 nt
Organism: Hansenula anomala
Lineage: Eukaryota; Fungi; Ascomycota; Saccharomycetes; Phaffomycetales; Wickerhamomycetaceae
Gene: DIT2
Product: putative cytochrome P450
Exons: 1
Coding region: 1-1470 (489 amino acids)
Molecular function (GO): iron ion binding; oxidoreductase activity, acting on paired donors, with incorporation or reduction of molecular oxygen; monooxygenase activity
Source: RefSeq, a predicted model, not a curated record
AUGGAAUUUGAAACUCUGGCCCAUUUGCUCAAGUUGUUAGCACUGGUGGUUGUCACGUAUUUGGUGGUUACUAUUGUGUUUCCUCCUAUAAACUUUCCUAGAAACAUUCCAACAAUCCCAUUCUAUGUGUCUUUUUUAGGUUCCUACACUGACUUGGAUCAAAGUCAAAUCUAUGAAUUGUAUUUAAAACAUCAUUUGCAAAAAUAUGGUGCUGUAAAGAUUUAUUUUGCUUCAAGAUGGAAUAUAUUGGUGACUAGACCUGAAUAUUUACAACAAGUGUUUAAAGAGGAGGAUGUAUUUGCUAAAAGCGGGAACCAGAAAAAGAUUCCUUAUGCUGUUUUGUCUAGAUAUACUGGUGAUAAUGUGAUUAGUGCUCAUGGUAAAGUUUGGAAACUUUAUAGAAGUGUUAUAACAAAUAGUAUUCAAUUCCCCAAUAAGGCACCUGUUGCUGAGAAUUCUAAGAAAUUGGUUAAGUUAUUACAAGAAAAAAUUGGUGAUGAACCAACUAUCUUGGCUGUUGGUGAUUUUUUACAAAAAUUUGCCUUGCAAAACAUUUGUGAAUCCAUGGUUGGUGUUGAUUUCAAAUUGUUGGAUAAUUCAAAAGAUCAAGAAUUGCAUCAACGAUUAAAAUUUGUCAAGUCACAAAUUUUCAAACCAAUCUAUAUGAAUUUCCCAUUUUUGGAUAAGUUGCCAAUCCCAUCAAGAGUAAAAGCUAGGGAAGAAGUUGACAAAUUUAGAUCUUAUUUCACCAACAAGAUUAAAGAUGAACAAUCAAAACCAGGUGCCAAUAAGGAAAUUGCAGGAUACAAGUUAUAUGAAGCUUUACAAAAGGGUAAAAUCACUGAACAACAAUUUACUGAUAAUGCUGUUAUUAUACUUGUUGCAGGCCAUGAAAAUCCUCAAUUGUUUUUCACUUCGAUUUUAUAUGUUUUGGCCAAAUAUCCUGAAUGGCAACACAAGCUAAGAGAUGAAUUGGAUUCAAUCGCAUUAGAUGACAUUGAAACUUCAAAGACUUUAAAUUCUGUGUUGUUUGAGAUUUUAAGAAUGUAUCCACCAUUGGGUCAAAUUAUUAACAGAGAAACCACCAAAAAUACAUUGUUGGGCUCAAAUAUUCAUAUUCCUAAAGGUGCUUAUGUUGGAUAUAAUAAUUUUGCAACUGGACGUGAUUCUUCUCAUUGGAGAGAUGAAGAUGAAUUUAAACCAGAGAGAUGGGGUGAAAGUAAUGAUGAAGUUUUGAAAAAUUACAAGUUGGCAAAGAUUAACUGCUCUUUAGCUGCAUUCCAUGGUGGAAGAAGAGCUUGUCUUGGUGAAAAAUUUGCCCUAUUUGAAGCUAAAAUAUUUGUUAAAUAUAUUGUUGAAAGUUUUAACUUGGAACUGGAUCCAACUUGGAGAGAGAAAUUGACCCCUGCUGGUCCUAUUUGUCCGUUAAUGUUGAGAAUCAAGUUUGAAAAGAUUUCAAACAGAGGAUAA